Messenger RNA from Thlaspi arvense, 1557 nucleotides. NCBI's taxonomy places the organism in Eukaryota, Viridiplantae, Streptophyta, Magnoliopsida, Brassicales, Brassicaceae. The record is from the annotation of a GenBank genome assembly.
AUGCCGCCGCCGUUACCGUCUCUGCAACUCCGGCGGCUGCUCGUCCGUAGCUUCGCCUCAUCCUCCUCCGUCAAUAGGCUUCAAUUUCAGUCCCAUAUCAGUUUCCCUAAUCCGUCGUUUUCUCCUCCUCCACUUCCCAAAUUCUCGAUAUUUCCUUCUAGAUUCUUCUCAUCAGAAACAAAUGCCGAAUCUGUAACUCAAGAUUCGAAUCAGAUCGCUCUUUCUCUAUCGAAGGAGCUCACUGGGAAUCCUGAAGCCGAGCCUCAAUCCAUCUCGCAGAGUUUCCACCUCAGCUUCUCCCACAUCACUCCGAACCGAGAUUUAAUCCUCCAAACCCUCAAUCUCUCUCCGGAAGCUGGUCGCGCAGCUCUAGGGUUUAACGAGUGGCUGGAUUCGAACACUGGCUUCUCCCACACCGAUGAAACAGUUUCGUUUUUCGUCGAUUACUUCGGCCGUCGGAAGGAUUUCAAAGGGAUGCAAGAGAUCAUCGCGAAAUACAAAGACGUCACCGGAGCCAAAACGCUAGAGUCGGCGAUCGACAGGCUCGUCCGAGCGGGUCGAGCUAAGCAGGUCGUUGAGUUUUUCGAGAAGAUGGAGAGCGAUUACGGGUUAAAACGUGACAGAGACUCACUUACCAUGGUCGUGAAGAAGCUCUGCGAGAAAGGGCACGCGAGUUUCGCAGAGAAGAUGGUGAAGAACACUGCCAACGAGAUAUUCCCCGACGAAAACAUCUGUGAUUUGUUGAUCAGUGGUUGGUGCGCUGCUGAGAAACUCGACGACGCAACUAGGUUAGCUGGUGAGAUGGCUAGAGGAGGAUUCGAGAUAGGAACGAGAGCAUAUAACGUGAUUCUUGACUGUGUCUGCAAGCUCUGUAGGAAGAAAGAUCCGUUUAGGCUCCAACUCGAAGUGGAGAAGGUUUUGCUCGAGAUGGAGUGCCGUGGUGUGCCGAGAAACACACAGACUUUCAAUGUGUUGAUCAACAAUCUGUGUAAGAUCAGGAGAACCGAGGAGGCGAUGACGUUGUUUGGUAGGAUGGGUGAGUGGGGUUGUCAGCCAGAUGCUGAAACCUACCUUGUUCUGAUCAGGAGUUUGUAUCAAGCAGCUAGGGUCGGUGAAGGAGACGAAAUGAUCGACAAGAUGAAGUCUGCAGGGUACGGUGAGUCUUUGGAUAAGAAGGAGUAUUACGGGUUUCUCAAGAUAUUGUGUGGGAUCGAGAGGCUUGAGCAUGCGAGUAAAGUGUUCAAGGUCAUGAAAGCUGAUGGAUGCAAACCUGGGAUCAAGACUUAUGAUUUGUUGAUGGCGAACAUGUGUGCGCAUAACCUGCUAACUAAAGCUAAUGGUUUGUACAAAGAAGCGGCAAGGAACGGAAUCGCUGUUAGUCCUAAGGAAUACAGAGUUGAUCCGAGGUUUAUGAAGAAGAAGACGAAGGAAGUGGAUAGCAAUGUGAAGAAGAGGGAGACUUUGCCUGAGAAAACCGCGAGGAAGAAGAGACGGCUCAAGCAGAUCAAUAUGAGCUUUGUUAAGAAACCGCAUAAUAAGAUGAGACGGAGAAUGUGA